GGCCGGGGGCAGCGGCCGCGGGGCCCCGCGCUCCUUCCGGCGGCGCCAUCCGCGGGCUCCCGGUGACUGAGAGGGGUGGAGAGCGAUCGCGGGCCCAGGCCCCGCCUUCCCGGGGCGCCCCCGCCGCGGCGCUGCCCUCUGGGCCUGGGCCCCUUGGAUGAGGCGGUGAGGCGGGGCCCUGUCCCCUUCCCCUCCCGGUACCUGCCGCCCCGUUUCCCUCGUCCUUCCGCCUCCUCCGGGGCCUCCCGUAGCCGUGGGGCCGCGCUCCCCCAUGUAGGAGCGGCGGGGGGGUGUCCGCGGCAGGGAGGGCCGAGGCCGGUGUGAAUGGUGCGAGGGGCGGGCGUGUGAGGAAGUUUGGGGGUUUCGGAGGCUUCUUCCCCCUCCGCUCUCCGGAGCACAGUGGAGGAGGAGGAAUGCCAAACCCGGAGAGACAUGGGGGCAAGAAGGACGGGGGCGGCGGGGGGUCCUCGCAGCACGCACCCGGCAGCGGCAGUUCCAACAGCAAGGAGAGGCACCGGCCGGCCUCCCGGCACCGGCGGCACAAGUCCAGGCACUCCAGGGAGUCACCGCUGGCGGCCCAGGAGGCCACAGCAUCCUUGGGCUCGACGAUGAAGCCGCUGGUGGAAUACGAUGACAUCAGUUCGGAUUCGGAUACCUUCUCGGAUGAUGUGGCCCUCAAGCUGGAUAGGAGGGAGAAUGAGGAGAGGAAAACGGACAGGAGCGAGAGGGCCCAGAAGCACCGGCACCAUCAGCACAAGCGCGUCCGGGAGCUGAUGAAGAGCAAACAGUCAGAGAAAGAGAGGAAGUUGGAAAAGAGCCUGGAUUCAUCCAGUAGGUCUGGGUCCACCAAGGAGAGAAUAUCGGGAUCUUCCAAGAGACUCCUAGAGGGUGAGGAGCAUCCCAAGUCAUUGUCCUCAAAGAGCAGCAACAAGGAAUCCCGGUCAGCCAAAGCGCACAAGGAGAAAUCCAGGAAGGAUCGGGAGCUCAAAUCCAGCCACAAAGAGCGCAGUAAAAGCCAUCGGAAAAGGGAUGCUCCCAAAAGUUACAAAACCAUUGACAGUCCCAAGCGGAAAUCCAGAAGCCCUCACAGGAAAUGGUCUGACAGCCCCAAACUGGAUGACAGCCCUUCAGGAGCCUCCUACAUCCAGGAAUACGACCUCAGCCCUCCCCGCUCUCACACAUCCAGUAACUACGAUUCCUACAGGAAAAGCCCUGGUGGCUCCUCACGCCGCCAGUCCAUCAGCCCGCCCUACAAGGAGCCUGUGGCCUACCAGUCCAACACCCGCUCCCCCAGCCCCUAUUGCCGGCGGCAGAGGUCCAUCAGCCCCUAUAACAGGAGGCGUUCGUCCAGCUACGAGAGAGGCAGCGGCUCCUACAGCGGGAGGUCCCCCAGCCCCUACAGCCGCCGGCGCUCGAGCAGCCCCUUUGGCACCAAGCGCUCCGUGAGCCGGAGCCCCAUCACCAGGAAGUCUGUGAAGUCCCGAAGCCGAAGCCCUGCCUAUUCAAGGCACUCUUCAUCUCACAGCAAGAAGCAGAGGUCUGGGUCCCGCAGUCGCCAUUCCAGUAUCUCCCCCACGAGGCUCCCACUGAACUCCAGUCUCGGGGCAGAGCUCAGCAGGAAGAAGAAGGAGCGAGCGGCGGCGGCGGCGGCUGCAGCCAGGGUGGAUGGGAAGGAGGCGAAGGGCUCUCCCGUGUUCCUGGCGAGGAAGGAGAACAGCCUGGCUGAGCUGAGGGAGCCCACCACGGAGCCGAAAAAGGCCCUCAAAAGUGUUAAAUCUGACAAGUCGUCUUCAGACGCGGAGUCAGGGAAUUUACUGCACGCCAAUGCAGAGACUAAAACCGCUGCAGAGACAGCGAAAGCCAAGGCAGAGGAGAACUCGGAGAGGAAACAUCCUGUUCCAGUCAGAGAUUCCAAACAGACGGGAGCAAAAGACUCGAAGCCUGUAGCAGUGGUAGAGGACCUCCUAUCUCCAAAAGAGACAGACACAGCAGAGAAGGAGCUUCCACCCCCACUACCCUCAAUAAAAUCACCUCCUCCUCCUCUGCCCACAACCACACCACCACCUCCAACCCCGCCGCUGCCGCCUUUGCCUCCAUCACCUGCAGCUCCACCUUUGCCACCAUCCCAACUGCCUCCCGUUCAGGUCCCUACUUCAGCCCCAACACCUUUGCCAUCUUCUUCCCACCCAAGGACGUCUACUUUAUCCUCUCAGGUGAACUCUCAGCCCUCUGUCCAAGUCGCUACAAAAACACAAGUGUCUGUGACGGCUGCUAUCCCGCACCUGAAAACUUCAACGUUGCCUCCGCUUCCGCUCCCCCCUAUUUUAGUUGGGGAAGAUGACUUGGAUAGUCCAAAAGAGAUUCUUCCUCCAAAACCUGUGAAGAAAGAUAGAGAGCAGAGACCACGACACUUACUCACGGACCUCCCGCUCCCCCCAGAGCUUCCUGGAGGGGAUCCAUCUCCUCCUGACUCCCCGGAACCAAAGGCAGCCACACCACCUCAGCAACCCUUCAAAAAGAGACCAAAAAUCUGUUGUCCUCGGUAUGGGGAAAGGAGACAGACGGAAAGUGACUGGGGGAAGCGAUGCGUGGACAAGUUUGACAUCAUUGGGAUUAUUGGAGAAGGGACAUAUGGGCAGGUGUACAAAGCCAAGGACAAGGACACAGGGGAGCUGGUGGCUCUCAAGAAGGUGCGGCUGGACAACGAGAAGGAAGGUUUCCCCAUCACAGCCAUCCGCGAGAUCAAGAUCCUGCGGCAGCUCAUCCACCGCAGCGUGGUGAACAUGAAGGAGAUUGUCACGGACAAACAAGAUGCACUGGAUUUCAAGAAGGACAAAGGUGCCUUUUACCUUGUGUUUGAGUACAUGGACCAUGACCUAAUGGGGCUGCUAGAAUCUGGCUUGGUACAUUUCUCAGAGGACCAUAUCAAGUCUUUCAUGAAACAGUUAAUGGAGGGGCUGGAUUAUUGCCACAAGAAGAAUUUCCUUCAUCGAGAUAUCAAGUGCUCCAACAUCUUAUUGAACAACAGUGGGCAAAUCAAGCUUGCAGAUUUUGGACUCGCCCGACUCUACAGCUCAGAGGAGAGCCGUCCAUACACCAACAAAGUCAUUACGUUAUGGUAUCGACCUCCGGAGUUGCUGCUAGGUGAGGAGCGUUACACACCCGCCAUAGAUGUGUGGAGCUGUGGCUGUAUCCUCGGGGAACUGUUUACAAAGAAGCCUAUUUUUCAAGCCAAUCUGGAACUGGCUCAGCUUGAAUUAAUCAGCCGGCUCUGUGGGAGCCCCUGUCCAGCAGUGUGGCCAGAUGUCAUCAAGCUGCCCUACUUCAACACUAUGAAGCCCAAGAAGCAAUACCGGAGGCGCCUGCGUGAGGAGUUCUCCUUCAUUCCUUCGUCUGCUCUUGACCUGCUGGACCACAUGCUGACACUUGACCCUGGCAAGCGCUGCACAGCAGAACAGGCCCUGCAGAGCGACUUCCUUAAGGAUGUUGACCUCAGCAAGAUGGCUCCUCCAGACCUCCCGCACUGGCAGGACUGCCACGAGCUGUGGAGCAAGAAGCGGCGGCGGCAGCGGCAGAGCGGCAUCGCGGUGGAGGAGCCGCCGCUCUCCAAAGUUUCUCGGAAAGAAACUACCUCUGUUCCAAGCACAGACCCUGUCAAAAACAACAGCAGUCCUGUGCCCCCCCAGCCCGCCCAGCUCAAAGCAGAGCCUGGUGCUGCAGAUGCAGUAGCAGGCCUUGGAGAGAUCACCCAGCAGCUGAAUCAGAGCGAACUGGCUGUUUUACUGAACUUGCUGCAGAGCCAGACUGACCUGAGCGUCCCACAGAUGGCCCAGCUGUUGAACGUUCACUCAAACCCAGAGAUGCAGCAGCAGCUGGAAGCUCUCAACCAGUCCAUCAAUGCUCUGACAGAAGCCACCACGCAGCAGCAGGAGUCUCAGGCAGCAGCAGCAGAGGAAGCCAUAGAGGAGCCACCCGCAGAGGCGCAGCUACCGGAGGAGCAGGCGACUCCAGAAGCAGCCAGUGCUCAGGGAGACAUGCAGAACGUGCUGGCUGUUCUGCUGAGUCAGCUGAUGAAGAGCCAGGAGCCUGUUCUGACCCUGGAGGAGAGCAACGGGGAGAAGAGCAGUGAGCAACGGGGGCCGAGGAAAACCCCGACAGUGCAGCCGGAGGAGAGUACAGCGUGUCCUCCUCGCGUUGUCCCACCAGAGAAGAGACCCCCCGAGCCCCCCGGACCGCCGCCACCGCCGCCUCUCUCCGAAGACGACCUCUCCAGUGCAGCCCAGGAGCUGAACCCGGCCGUGACCGCUGCUCUCCUGCAGCUCUUUUCCCACCAAGAGACGGAGUCGCUCGGCCCCACACCGCAGGAGCAUCCCGCUUCCAGAGCCACCGACUACAGCAGAUCCCGGCCCACCAGGACUUACAGCAGCGAGAGCUCCGAGGGUGGCUUUGGAACCGAGGAGCUGAAUUCAAGCCAGACGCUCCUGGAACCUUCAGCCCAGGCUCUGGGGAAAAGCAGGACCUUCUUGGGCUCCGUGAGCCACCUCGGGGAGACGAGCAGCUACCAAGGCACUGGCUCUGUCCAGUUCCCAGGGGACCAGGACCUCCGCUUCGCCCGCGGCCCCGUCGCCGUGCACACGGUUGGCCAAUCCUUCCCUAAAUCCGAGGGGAGCAAUAACACACUGGUCCAUCCCGAGGCCAAAAUCCACAACUACAGCGAGCUGGGGCCGGCUGCUUCCAGCGGAGCAGGAACAGGUCACAGUUGGGGUGCCCCAACCCAAGCCACCUCUUCCUAUGGGAAGCCGUUCCGUGGGGCUGGCAGAGUGCCUCCGCGGGGAGGACGGGGCCGGGGGGUUCCCUAUUGAGCUGCCCUCGUCCUCCCCUCCUUCACCUCCACCUUUUUAGCCCCAUGACUUGAGUUUGUGGCCCAGAGCAAGGUCUCCUCUGCAUUUCAGCUGCUGCAACGCUCCCCGUUGUUAGUCCUUGCUAGGCUGCCACCGGGCACCCCGGGACUCGCUGGAGGGUCCCCACUUUGGGUGCCUUUGUGCUUGCUUAGUGACAGACCUGAACCCCCAAAGCGGGGGUGAGCUUCCUGCCCUCCAUGUUGGGGGGGGAUCCAUUGCAAAUAAGAGGAAUGAAACAAAACCCAAGCACAGGGAAAUAGGAAAUCACUCAAUCUCUCACUAGUGCUUCCCUGGGGGGGGGCAGCGCAGGGUUCAGGUAUAGGGCUAUGGGGAGAUGGGUUCCCAAAGUGAGGAUUUUGGUUUUUCUUCCCAAUUCCCUUUAAAA
Molecule: messenger RNA, 5286 nt
Organism: Neopsephotus bourkii (Bourke's parrot)
Lineage: Eukaryota; Metazoa; Chordata; Aves; Psittaciformes; Psittacidae
Product: cyclin-dependent kinase 12-like
Exons: 14
Coding region: 414-4862 (1482 amino acids)
Biological process (GO): transcription elongation by RNA polymerase II; positive regulation of transcription elongation by RNA polymerase II; protein phosphorylation
Cellular component (GO): nucleus; cyclin/CDK positive transcription elongation factor complex
Molecular function (GO): ATP binding; cyclin binding; cyclin-dependent protein serine/threonine kinase activity
Source: RefSeq, a predicted model, not a curated record